Priapulus caudatus is the source of this 3902-nucleotide messenger RNA. RefSeq names its product xanthine dehydrogenase/oxidase-like. Bases 1 to 3693 code for a protein of 1230 amino acids. Lineage: Eukaryota; Metazoa; Priapulida; Priapulimorpha; Priapulimorphida; Priapulidae. The transcript has 29 exons. Gene Ontology annotation, molecular function: iron ion binding; FAD binding; oxidoreductase activity. The record is from RefSeq and is a predicted model, not a curated record.
AUGCAGGAACGAUUGGCUAAAGCUCAUGGUACUCAGUGUGGUUUCUGCACGCCUGGAUUCGUCAUGUCCAUGUAUGCUCUUCUGAGAAAUGAUCCUACACCAAGCUGGAAAACCUUGAUCAGAAACUUUCAAGGGAACCUGUGCAGAUGCACUGGUUAUAGACCUAUUAUGGAUGGAUUCAAGACCUUCACUGAAGACUUCCAGACGUGCAUGAGAGGACAGUGUCCCGGCGGGAGCGGCUGCUGCAAGGGUGACUGUGGCGCUAGUAUACCUGCUAGCUCUAAUCACACUCCUGUAGCGCCAUCUGCGCUGUCCGAUGCUGACCUUUCACCUUUUGACCCCACCCAGGAACCCACCUUCCCAGCAGAGCUGCAGAUCAAGUGUGAGACACUAAACGGAUCACGGAAGUUCACCGGUCGCCGGUUAACUUGGUUCAGACCAGCCAACCUUGCCGAGGCCAUGAAGCUUAAAGCUGAACACCCUCAUGCAGUCUUCGUCUCAGGAUUUACGAAAAUAGCACUGGAUAUGAAAACACAGACGACACCACCCACACAUCUAAUCGCGAUUGGACAUGUGCAGGAUCUUGCCAGUAUUGAGUGGACAGAUGCUGGUGUGACUGUGGGUGCGAGUAUGACCUUCAAUGACUUUGAGAACUUAUGUCGGACUGCAAUUCUGAAACACUCAGAGCACCCCUCUGAGUCAAAGAUGCGCAUGUUUCACGCAUUGUUAGAGACACUACAGCGGUACGGAUCCCAGCAGAUCAGGAAUGUUGCUAGGCUGGGAGGUGCCAUAGCCUUUGCAUCCUCUACAUCCGACAUUGCACCUGUGUUGCACGUUAUAGGCUGCUCUGUCACCGUUUUCUCAACAGAUGGCCACCGUAGAAUACUGCCGAUAGACGAAAGCUUUUACUUAGAGACGGGGAAAUCUAUACUGGAGCACAAUGAACUCAUUCUGUCACUGCACAUUCCGUUCAGCAAGAAGGAUCAAUACAUGCACACGUACAAACAGGCAAGACGUCGAGACUGUGACAUUGCUGCUGUCACAUGUGGCUUCAAAGUAGAGUUCGACGAAGGAGUGAUCAAAAACAUUAUAUUGUGCUAUGGAGGUGUUGCCCCGUCAAUGGUCAUUGCUAAAGAAACUUCGAAGCAUCUUAUAGGAAGACGCUGGGAUGAGGACAUGCUGUCUGUAGCCUGUGAGUGUCUCAAUCAGGAGCUAGUUGUCACCUGGGUUGACAACCAGGUCGGUGCCAUGCUGGAGUACAAGCAGAGACUCAUCACAGGCCUAUUCUUCAUGUUCUACAUGAGAGUUCUCAACGAAGUGCAGACGCCGGUGGUACAAGCACCAAUACAGAGUGCCAGGUCUGCAGGCAAAAUCGAGAGAGGCUUACCAAAAGGCUCUCAAGUAUAUGAGGUGGUGGACAGCAACCAGCCUGCAGAUGAUCCUAUAGGUAGACCCUUGGUUCAUAUGUCAGCACUGGAGCACGCAACGGGAGAAGCGCUAUACUGUGACGACAUUCCUCCUCUGAGAGGGGAACUGUUUGCGGGAUUGGUCACCAGCACUAGGGCGCAUGCGAGGGUCGUGUCCAUCGACACUCAGACCGCUCUUGCUACAUCCGGCGUCGUGUGUUUUGUGGAUCAUCGAGACAUCCCCGGCAAAAAAUAUGUCGGACCGGUCACCGACAAUGAAGCGGUCUUCGCCGUUGAUGAGGUGGAGAGUCACGGGCACAUUAUUGGCUGUGUGGUUGCUGAGAGUAGAGAGACAGCGCGUGAGGCAGCAGCUACUGUCACAGUAGAGUACGAAGACCUGCCUGCCAUUUUCACCAUAGAGGAAGCGAUUGCCAACAACUCCUUCUACGGCGAGAGUAAAAUCAAGACGCAUGGCGACGUCGCUGCCGGCUUCAAAGCAGCGGACGCUGUGCUGGAGGGAACGUUGCGGAUGGGCGGGCAGCAGCAUUUCUACCUGGAACCUCAGUCGUGCAUCUGCGUGCCGGGCGAGAAACAAGAGAUGAACGUGUACAUUUCAACUCAAUCCAAUACGAAUGUACAGAAUUGGAUAGCUGCUACACUGGCAAUUCCAGCUAACAGGAUUGUCUGUCACCAAAAACGAGUCGGAGGUGCAUUUGGAGGGAAGGAAGUUCAGUGUUCGUAUGCUGCCAUCCCUGCUGCUGUAGCUGCUUACAAGACUGGGAAGCCAGUUAGACUGAUACACACCAGGGAGGAAGAUCUGAGCAUAACUGGUGCAAGACUCCCAAUGUUAGCUAACUAUAAGGUGGGGUGCAAUGCUGAUGGAAAGAUAGUUGCCUUACAAUGCAAAAUCUACUUGGAUGCUGGCCGCGCUUUGUCACUAUCAGACUUUGAGUUAUGGGCUGUGUUUCUUGCUACUGAUGGUUGCUUUAGGCUGCCAAAUCUUCACAUUGAGGGAAUCUGCUGCAAGACAAACUUACCAUCAAAUACGGCAUUUAGAGGGUUUGGACAACCUCAAGGCCAAAUGUUGAUCAACUGGAUAUUGAGUGCGAUAGCAGAGAAAUUGGAGCUGCCAUAUUUGCAGGUAAUUCAGAGCAAUCUUCGUCGGCAAGGUGACGUCUCAACGUUUAACUCCCUCAUUGAGAGCGAUGGACUGCAUAUAUGCAUUGAGGAGUGCAGGCAGAUGAGCCACUAUGAGCACCAGUUAGCUGCUGUCAACGAAUUCAACAAGAAAAAUCGUUUCAGAAAGCAAGGAAUUUCAUUACAGCCUUGCAUAUUUGGAUUCCCAAUUUGCUUCAAGUCUCUCAACCAGGCCGGUGCACUGGUGCACGUGUACACGGACGGAUCAGUUCUGCUUGCAUUUGGAGGAUGUGAGAUUGGCCAGGGUCUCUUCACGAAAAUGAUACAGGUGGCUAGCCGAGCACUUCAGGUUUCUGUAGACAAGAUCCACGUCAGUGAGACGAGUAGCGAUAAGGUGCCGAAUUCGACGUCGACUGGAGGAAGUAUGACCAGCGACCACUGUGGCGGCGCAGUUCUCAAUGCUUGUCAGAUCCUCAGAGAGCGAAUAGAUCCGUUCAAGGAACGAGACCCAAGCGGUACGUGGGAGGACUGGGUGAAGGCGGCUUAUCUCGACCGGGUCUCUCUCUCAACGACAGGGUUUUUUCGCCCGGACGGCCUAGAGGGAUACGACUUUGAGACUCACACCGGCAACCCUUACAACUACCACACAUUCGGAGCAGCCUGCUCGCAAGUGGAGAUCGACUGUGUCACAGGAGAUCACGUGGUUCUGAGAACGGACAUUGUAAUGGAUGUUGGAAAAAGUCUGAAUCCAAUGAUAGACAUAGGGCAGAUAGAGGGCGCUUUUGUGCAAGGUUGUGGACUGCUGACACUAGAGGAGCUGCGAUACACAGCAGACGGUUUCCUGUCCACUCGUCACGCUGGCAACUACAAAAUACCAGGCAUCGUCGAUGUACCAGAGGAAUUCAACGUUGCACUACUGCGUAAUUCUGAGAACCCUUGUGCCAUCUAUUCAUCAAAGGGAAUUGGAGAACCACCAUUGCUGUUGGCCUCUACAGUUUUCUUUGCCAUUAAAAAUGCAGUCAGAGCAGCAAGAGAGCAGGACGGACUUUCUGGUAGCUUCCAAUUUGAUAGCCCAGCUACUGUGGAGAAAAUCCUUCUUGCAUGUCCAUCUACACUGCUGCCAUCUACAGCUGGAAAUGGUGCAACAUGAGUUCUCUCAUGUACUAUUUGAGCUUAUAAACUAGCUGGUAUGGCUAGUUGGUAUCAUAACUAUAUUACUAUUGUUAAUGUACACAUUUCACUGAUUUCAACAGCUCCUAUCUACCAAAUACCAUAAUAUAUCUAUUCUCCCAAUCAUGAGCGGUCAGUUAGUGGUACGUGCUUUACUCCUGAAAACAAUUAUUUUACAUUCUGUUUUCC